Molecule: messenger RNA, 1248 nt
Organism: Cyphellophora europaea CBS 101466
Lineage: Eukaryota; Fungi; Ascomycota; Eurotiomycetes; Chaetothyriales; Cyphellophoraceae
Exons: 2
Coding region: 1-1248 (415 amino acids)
Molecular function (GO): monooxygenase activity; FAD binding
Source: RefSeq, a predicted model, not a curated record
AUGAAGAUCAUCAUUGUCGGCGCCGGAUUAGCCGGUACAGCUUCUGCUCUCGCUCUCACCAAAUGGAUGCCCAGUAAACCGGAAAUCACCGUCGUCGAGCUUAGGACCAAGCCCUUGACCAUGGGCGGAGCUAUCGGCCUCACGCCCAAUGCACUUCGAGCACUCCACGCCCUCGGAGUGAUGGAAGGGAUCAAGGAGAGACGGCUUGGGGCGGAUAUAGACCGUAUAGAGCUCUUCGACGUCUAUUCAGCGGCUCGACUCGGCAACAUCAACUUCUGUGACGCUUACGGGAAUGGAGUCGGAAAGCCAUCUUUCAAGGGAUUGAGAAUCCUGCGGUCCGAUCUCCUAGUUGCCCUUCUUGCGACAACCAAGCAGCAUUCGAAUAUCAAGAUACGGUAUGGCCGCACCGUUAACAGCAUCACCGAGGAUGACGAUGCAGUCGUGAUCGGCUUCGCAGAGGAUCAAGUCCAGCUGACGGCCGACCUCCUCAUUGGAGCAGACGGCAUUCAUUCAAUGGUUCGGAAGCUACAUGUUGAGCCCGAUCGAGCUCCCAAGUACACCGGCAUCGCUGCGAUUGGUGGUUUCGCCGUUGUAUCCCCAGAUCACCCCUUGCAGUGGGAAGAUACAGCAUUGAGCCAAUCCCUCCGCGGCAGUCUCCUGUGUAGCCAUUACGAGCGGACCAGAACCCGGCAAUUCAUCGCUGCCGUCAUGGAGACGGAAGACGUCAGGUCGAAGGAGGGCUGGAUCGCGAUGGGCAAGGAGCAGGAGGAGAUCAAAAGGAGGGUGAAGGAACGGUACCUGGGUGCUAACAUCAAGAUGCAUGGGAUACCCCCACUGAUCGAGUCCAGCCGCGACUGGAAUCUCUACCCCGUCUAUGCCCUGCCUCCGCAGGGAAAAUGGUCGACCGGGAGGGUCAUCCUUGUAGGUGACGCGGCUCACGCAAUGCCGCCUCAAGGUGAAAGCGCAGGCAUUGCCUUUGAGGAUGCCGUAAUUCUAGGCCGGACAAUGUGCACCACAGAUGACAAGGGACUCACUGGCCGAUUGGCUGUGUAUGAACGCCUACGCCGACCUCGCACAGACGAAGCCUACCGACAAGCGUCCUUCGGCUGGAACACGCUGAAGGAUUCGGGCUGGCUGGCGUUUCAGAUCCGGUCGUGGGUUACCUGGGCUUUUCUGUGGUGGACGGCAAAGUCGAGGGCUCUACACUACGGAGAAGAUCUGGCGACCAAAGAGCUGGAUUUCUCGUAA